Molecule: messenger RNA, 1980 nt
Organism: Rhodofomes roseus
Lineage: Eukaryota; Fungi; Basidiomycota; Agaricomycetes; Polyporales; Fomitopsidaceae
Exons: 9
Coding region: 1-1980 (659 amino acids)
Source: RefSeq, a predicted model, not a curated record
AUGGGAUAUUCACUGGGGUGUAUGUCUAACGGCUUCUUAGGUCUAGCAAGCAUCCUCGCAGUGACAUUGAACGACCCGACACGUCGCAAGAUGAACGCUAUGGUCUAUAUUGCUGGAGCUCUCAAUACAAAUCACUUAGGGUUUCUCGACACGCUGCGAAUUCGCGAGCGAGCUAUAUAUCUGAUCGCUGAUGGGGAUCUAGAAGACGAGAAAGCUCGUGGCAUAGGAGAUGCACAGAUCUCCCAGGUCUCAUCCUUCCUCGAACAAGGCGACCGCGGAAGAUACGACAUCCUAUUCAUACCCGGGCCGUCAGAUAUCACUGCAGUCUCUGUGGAAGCAGCAGCCUCCCAUAUCCAGGCCCUGUAUGGAAACGGCUUGAAUACUGUUGCCACUGGGAGUGGCCGCUUGUUACUCGCGUCAUCGGGGCUGCUUAAGGAACGCACAGCUUCAGCUGCGUCACUGGACGUACCUCAGACACAAGUCGCAUCAGCGCAAGAGUGGCUUGAAGACAACAUCAUACGCGAUGGUUAUUUCUGGACAGCUGAAGACUCUCCGGAGACACUCAGAUCCCUCGCAUAUCUGGUCAAAGCAGCGGUAAGGGGAGAGUUGCAGUGCGCGAUCUUCCCCUUACCGACUUUCCGGAAGCAUUGGAAAGCGCAAUCCGGUGAACAGGGCGCGACCAUACACUCGGAGCCGACGAAGCCGUCAACGACCCCAGGGGCAGACUUAGCCAAGUCCAUAAACAGCUAUUCGCCUGCCGAAGCCGACCGGAUACCACAUUCGGUUGUGCACUUGGCUAUUCGUGUUGGCCUUGAAGGCUCCAUGUCUUCCUGCAAUGCCCUCGUGCGCGCGCUGUUUCAAAUGUUCCCGAACGCGUAUGGGCUUCUCGGCGCUUCGUCUACACGACCGUUCGAGUAUCUCUGGCGGGAUGCUGGGAACCGACUUCAUGUGCCCUGGGAUGCCCCAUCGGACGAAGACUUACGCUCUUGGGAGCAGGAGGUCAAGGAAAUGCACCACUACCCAUCUGACGAUGAUCUCAUGGAUGUCCUCGAAUACGUCAAGGUCUGCGUCGCUUACGAGCCCGGCGACUGGAGGAUGCCUCCAUACUCGCACGCUGGUGUUGUUGCUAUAGCGUUGGGGGCUGGUGCGGAGAAGGAGGCGCGGGAAUGGAUGUCAGAACUUGUCCGAGACGCUACGCACUCCGACGCGACGUGGACAUGGGAUAUCGGGCGCUGGCCAAUUCUUGUCGAAUAUGCCAAACAAACGGGGAUCGUAGCCGAGAUCACCAGACGCAGCGUAGAGCAAGCAGAAGAAGACGCGGAACUCGCACGACAGGCACUAUUGUCCUUUCCUCACACCUCCAUUGCGGUGCAGAACCAGCGGCGCGCCGCCAUGGAGAAGUUGCGCAACGCCCCGAUGUCCAGCCUCGUACCAAUGCUGGAAGUAUUGAAGUGGGAAGAACACGAAACGUUGCUCAAGCCCCCGGCAUCUCUGUCAGCUAUCCGCGAGGCCGAGGAGCGGCUAGGAACUGAGCUCCCGGACGACCUCAAGGAGUUCUACCUCGUCUCCAAUGGCGUAGAAUUCAUGCCGCUGGCGAAUGCGCCCGGUUUCAGACCCGUCGAAGAUCUCAAGUGGGAGAGAGCAGUGGAUCUUGGCCUCGACCAGAUCGCUGUGGAUUUAGGGUGCGAGAUUGACGGUGCGGAGUGGGACCAGCUGCCGAAGAUGGAUCGUAUCCUGGUCAUUUCUGAUAGCGACUCGGAGGAGAAUGUCUGGUACGUCGAUUCUGAGACGGUCGGCAAGGCCAUAAGCGUCAUUCGAAGUCUUAGACGCUCAGUCGACGUGUCGGGUGAACCCGGAUGGCGUGCGGUGUUCUGGUGUUAUUGGAUGGUGGAGACUCGGUGGCUCGAGAGAGGCUUCCGUGGGUAUAUCGAGGAGCUUGCUCGCGAGUCGGAGAAGAAAAGUGCCGUCCUGAAUGUAUAA